UGUCGCUUUAAGGCGCCCUCCCAAAAUGGCUCCCCGGAUCCAUUCAGGCCGCCAUUUCACGCCCAGCGGCUCGGAAGCCAAUCCCCAGGAAGGUCUGGCUUUUGAGCAAAUCUUCAGGGAGCCUGAGACGGGUUCUGAGGAACAUAAGGAGAGAUAAAGAGAGGAGAGGGAGAGGGGAAAAGGCGGAAGUCCAUCAAAAUGUAAAGCUUCCGCGUUCUCCAGAGCAAGAGGCUCAAAGUAGCCUCCCAGAAAGAUAAACAGAAGAUUCCAACAUGGUUGAAAACUCUCCAGCUCCGUUGCCUGAAAGAGCUAUAUACGGCUUUGUUCUUUACUUAGGCUCGCAGUUUGUCUUUAUUCUCUACCUUGUGUGGGCCUAUGUACCAGACUCCUGGCUCUUUUCAUUAGGAUUAACCUACUGGCCUCAAAAGUACUGGGCUGUGGCUGUGCCUGCAUAUCUUUUAGUCAGUACUGGAAUCGGUUAUGUACUUCUCUUUGGUAUUAAUAUGAUAAGUACAGCCCCACUGAAUUCCACACAUACCAUUACAGACCACUAUGCAAAAAAUCAGAAACAUAAGGAACCACAGACAGAUGCUAUCCCUGCAUUAAGAGAUAUCCCUAUCAGUGAAGUAAAUAAAAUGUUUUUCCUGACUGACCGAGAUUGUCCUAGAAACUGAUGAAAGGAAAUGCUGUCUGUUCAAGCACAUCCAUUUGAAAAAGAAGUCUCAGUUUUGUAAUUGAAAACAAACUUGAUGUAGUGCCAAAAUGGUUGACUUGAAAGUAUGUAAAAGUAGCUAUGGAGUAAUGGUGCAAUAUUUGCAGGAAUUUUUUCAAAGGAUGAACAUUCUCUCUCUUCGUAUACCAUUGCUGCUCAUCAUUUGCCCAUGCUGGAACUGGAGAGAUCCAGAUAUAAGUUCCUAGUGAAAAAAGUAAAAGGAAUUUGAAAUAUUCAGUAGGGCUGACUGUAGAAGAAGCAAAGUCUCAUUAUGUAUUUCAAAAAUGGGCUUUAUUCCAAAAACAUUCCUGUACAUUUCAUUCAGAACUUGUUUCAGUGGCCUUCAAAGGCUGGCAAAAAUGGUGACAAACAGCACAUAGUUACAGACAAAAUUUACAUCAACUUCUUACAAACUUCAUGCUAAACAUGCAUUAAAUUAGCUUACACGUGAAAUUUAAAUUCCGUCAACCAAAAAAAAUGCAUAUGACAUUAAAAGGGAAAUUCAUUUAAUUUUGAAACUUGGAACUCAUGUUCUUUAGGGCUGUAAUGGCAAUGCGGCAUUAGUUCCUUUGCAUUAGACUUCCAGUUUGCAUACAUUCUAUGUAUUAGUAUUCUCGUGUUAAGCUGCUAUGAUUAUUGCCUUGAUACACAGAAAGAAAAUCUUUUUUAAAAACUUCCCGUUGCCAUUAUGUAUUCUGCUUUGUUCUAAACAGAAGAAAGGUGAGCUGUAAAUGAAAAUAAUAAUAAAUUGAGAGUGGAAUUAACCUCAUUGAACUGCUAAUAUGUACUCCUGAAGGUGAAUUUUAUACAGAUGGGUUGGUGCUAUGAGAUUAAACUUUUUUCUCUGUGAUGCACUCUUCACACUUACAUAGCAAUGUAUUCCUUAGGUUUAUGACUGGCAGCCAGGUUGGAUCUUGAGCCCUUUGGCAAUGCAUAACAUAGUGCAUUAAGAUUGAGAAAGCAAGGCAGGAAAAAGGUUUGCUGUGCAAGUUCCAAAUUACGUCAAGGUCUCUUUGCAGGCUCAAACUCCAACAGGGAAAUUUAUAUUUGUGGAUAUGGGCAUACAUUUAUAUAUUAUGUUAUUUCUUGUUUAUACAGUAUUUUAGCUUAAGUGGGAUUUUCUUUGCUUAUCAGGAAUUUAUUUAUUGGGGUUGGAAAUCCAUGUGCUUUUUGGUUGAUGUCAAUACUGCAAAUGUGGUGUCUGUUCCACCUGAACAGGGCUGCAAUAUUUGUUUUAUAGUCAUUUUUUGUAAAUAGAAGGUGAAUCACAUUGAUACAUUAAAUAAAAACAUGCUUUCCUGGUUUAGAA
This is a messenger RNA of Anolis sagrei ordinatus, 2021 nucleotides long. RefSeq names its product phosphatidylinositol glycan anchor biosynthesis class P (gene PIGP). NCBI's taxonomy places the organism in Eukaryota, Metazoa, Chordata, Lepidosauria, Squamata, Anolidae. Gene Ontology annotation, molecular function: phosphatidylinositol N-acetylglucosaminyltransferase activity. Gene Ontology annotation, biological process: GPI anchor biosynthetic process. The record is from RefSeq and is a predicted model, not a curated record. Gene Ontology annotation, cellular component: endoplasmic reticulum.